Messenger RNA from Camelina sativa (false flax), 1155 nucleotides. RefSeq lists its product as uncharacterized. Gene Ontology annotation, molecular function: peptidyl-tRNA hydrolase activity. The record is from RefSeq and is a predicted model, not a curated record. NCBI's taxonomy places the organism in Eukaryota, Viridiplantae, Streptophyta, Magnoliopsida, Brassicales, Brassicaceae. Gene Ontology annotation, cellular component: mitochondrion; cytosol.
UGUGCCCCCAAACACCAUAACAAUCGCCGCCGAUAUCGUUGAAGAAGAAACAUGACUUUUUUUUUUUUUGUUCACUGCUCAGCCGCCGGCCCAGAAGAAUAAAGGAUGGUGGAUAUGAUCAUGUGGUUAAUAAUAUUAAUAAGUGGUUUACUUGUUGGAGCUGCACUUGGAUAUUUCAUCAGCACUUUACAACUAACCCGCAGAAUCUUUGUCUCGUCUUCCAAAUCUGUCGCCAUAAAUGCACGACAUAAGAAGACUCAAUCCAAGGAACCUCUUCAGAUAGAGAAACUAGCUGAUUUACGAAAAAAAUUCAAAAUGGUUUUGGUUGUGAGGAAUGAUCUUAAAAUGGGCAAAGGGAAGAUUGCAGCUCAAUGCAGUCAUGCAACUUUAGGUUUAUACAAGAAACUCCUUCAACGGGCACCAAGAGCCUUGAACAGAUGGGAAUAUUGUGCUCAGCCAAAAGUUGUUGUCAAAAUCGAGAGUGAGGCAGAGAUGCUAGUUCUCCAAGAAAGAGCAAAGUCCCUUCAACUACCAACCCAUAUCACCAUUGAUGCCGGAAAAACACAGAUCGCUCCAAAUUCAAGGACAGUAAUGGCUAUUCUUGGACCCGUUGAUAAUGUUGAUGAAGUUACAGGUGGACUAAAGCUUAUGUAACAUAACUCUUGGAUUUGACAAUUACCACAAUGUGGCUGAAGGGAGAGCAUGUUAUUUUUUCGACAUUUCUCGGUGACAAAUCUGUUUUCCCUUCUUCUUAACCAUUUUAUUGGGAAUGGUUUUCGAGUAGAUAACCCAAUUUUUACAUGGAACUGUACACUUGUCUUACUAGAAGAUAAUCAUACGACAAUUGUCUCAAGAGAGAAGACGGAUCCAAUAUAAAUGACAAAGCAACUUCCUGAAAUGAAGUGAUGAAAUGAAGCCACUCGCUGCUUAUUGUAACGAUCCUUUGAAGCGUACUCUACCCAUAUAUCCGUGCCUACCAGUUAACAAAGUGAUUCCAUGUUUCAACGUAAAAGCCUAUUGACUAAACAUUGUAUCGAGAUGCAUGUAUAGUUUCCCCCCCCACACUACAUCGUUAACAGAUAAAAAAAUCCUUUAAGCAAGAAAUUGACCACAUACUGUAUUUCUAAAUUACUUUCCUUUUAAGACUGGAUUUAA